AUGGAUUCAUCCAACCGGAUAGUAGAGAAAGUGCAACAAGAGGUCCGAGCUCACUUGGCGGCGCACCAGCGAGAACCGAGUGGAGUGGAAGUGGAGGCAGUAGUGGGUUUACUACUUCUAAGAGAGCCUGGAGUAGCAGUGCAAACCCAACCAGUUUCACCCGAUUCAACAACAGAACGAAAUGACGUCGAUUGGUCCUUUAUCAAUUUGGGUGAACAGCAAAACUUUGCCAUCCGCACCGCUGGCAUGGAAGAUAAGGCAUCUGCCUGUGAGAUAGGUCGUACGUCUAAUCGUACCGUGCUUGAACCCAACCGUUCAUGGUCGGACAGACAGUGGGGCGUGUGUGCAUUUGACGAUGUUAUCGAGUUUUGUGGUCCAGCCUGCGCUGCUUAUCAGCAGAUCUUCACACCACCAUUGUUGCAAUACGUUACCGACAAAUCACCCGAAGUACGUCAAGCCGCCGCCUACGGUUGCGGUGUAUUGGGACAGUUUGGUGGCGAACACUUUGCCGUCACAUGUGCUCAAAUCAUUCCGCUGCUAGUGCAAGUUAUAUCCGAUCCGAAGAGUCGCGACCCCGAGAAUGUCAACCCCACAGAAAAUGCUAUUGCAGCCGUUUCGAAGAUCUUGAAAUAUAACAGCAGCGCCAUACAAAAUGUAGAUGAGAUCAUCAAUGUUUGGUUCUCCUGGCUGCCCGUCACUGAGGAUGCUGAUGAGGCACCGCAUAUUUACGGAUACAUGUGUGAUCUCAUUCAGGCCAAUCACCCCAUCAUAUUAGGCAAUAACAACAGCAAUUUACCACGCAUUGUCUCAAUCAUAGCACAGGCGUUCGUCACGAAAGUUGUGGCACCGCUAAAGGAUGUGGGCACCCGGAUGUUGGGAAUUGUGAAGCAAGUGGAAGCCAACCCAGAAGCUUUUCAGGCGUGUGCAAGUAUAUUGACACCUGAACAACAGUAUGCGCUGCAAGACGCUUAUCGGGAGCUGGCUGCUGAUGCGGUGCCAGCAACUGCCUAAAAUACAUCAAGAAGAUCAAAUCAAAAUAUAGCUGUUGCCGCUACUGCUGCGCUGCACCUUCUCAACACUAAUACACAGUUAUAUAUGUUUAAAUAAAAUUGAAAAGAAAAAAUAUUAUGAGUAUAAAAAACGCGGGUGAUAUUGUGAUGAAUCUACCCACAGUAUAUAGCAUAUAUAAACAUAGAACCACAGCCCACAUACAGCAACAAAACUUCAAACAGACAAAACACAACCUGUGCGCUACUUAAAAGAGAUAUGCUGCUUGACUAUAACAACAAAAACCACAUAAAGCUAGAGAAGCGGCAAAUUUUGCAUUCUAUGAAGCGUUAAAAUUCUAUCAAUUCACUAAUUGCAAAAAAUUAAAUAAAUGCUACAUUAUUAUAUAUAUAUGUACGUGUACUACGGAAAUAUUAUAUAAAUAAAUAUAUAUAGAGAUAUAUAUGCAUGCAUAUAUAUAAAUAUAUACGUAUAUUGAA
This is a messenger RNA of Anastrepha ludens (Mexican fruit fly), 1487 nucleotides long. Its product is annotated as importin-5-like. The transcript is spliced from 6 exons. Lineage: Eukaryota; Metazoa; Arthropoda; Insecta; Diptera; Tephritidae. Gene Ontology annotation, cellular component: nucleus; cytoplasm. Gene Ontology annotation, biological process: protein import into nucleus. The record is from RefSeq and is a predicted model, not a curated record. The coding region runs from base 1 to 1011 and encodes 336 amino acids. Gene Ontology annotation, molecular function: nuclear import signal receptor activity; protein binding.